ACCUUGUCAGAGCGAGUGUACCCAUCUCUCUCUGUCUCUCUUUUUUGUUCUGCUGACCUGAGCCUGCCAUACAAUUUCAUUCAUUGGGGUAGAGCUCUCUACUUUGGACAAUGACCAAAAUUUGGGCGCUGUUGAUCUUAAUAGUUACUUCAUCAUCAGCUUCUAUCAAAAGAGCAAAACAGCCUGAACUGAGGUUCAACAAUGAGAAGACAUACAAGUACACUUAUACAAUGGAGGUGCUGCUGGACAGAGGGGGCAGAAUUGUUGAAGAGAGCACAGGAUAUAGGAUUAUAUCCAACGUGAACCUUGAUAUCCUAUGGACAAACCCUAGCAAUGAUAAAGACCAUCUUAUUAGGGUUGCGAUAUCCGAUGUCAAAUUUGAAACUGUGGCCAAUCGUUCUGAUGAUGAAAACAUCUUUAAAGAUACAUCUGGUGAGGGGAUCUUGGGCAAGAAUUACCUGUCAACCUUGCAGAGUCCAGUACUUAUCCACUGGAUCAAUGGGAAGGUGGAGUCUUUCUACACCUAUUCGAAUGAGCCUCUGGUGAUUCAGAACAUAAAGAGAGGCCUUGCCAGUCUCUUCCAACUGCAGGUCAAGUCUGGAAGCGUGAGAGAGGUCGAUGUCUCUGGUGAGUGCAAAGUUAACUACAAGGCCCAAGAAAACCACGUGACUAAAGAGAAAUUGCUGAACAGCUGCAAAGUGGCAAAGAAAGGCUUUGUCAACCACAAUAAGGUAUUAGGAGUCAGCACAAAUGCAACAUCAGGUGGCAUUUUUGUGCUGAAAGGGAACUUCAUUCACACCAUACUCUAUGAGGAGCAUCGCCUGAUUUCACUCAAUCUUCAACAAGAACUGGCAGUCAAAAUCAUUUCAAAUCAAAAGUUGGUGUUUCAAGCGACAAAGGCUGGCCCAAAGCAAAUCACUGGAAAAGAAGUUAGCGACAUUGUUAAAUCUGUGAAUCCCAAGUUUGUGGCUGUGUCCCUGGUCUCCGAAAAUGUCAAAGCAGAUUGCCAAAGCUGUCCUUCGCUUAAAGAACAUUGGCAGAGUGUUCAAAAGGAGCUGGAGCCAGAGAAGCUCGUCAGAGCAUCCGCUACUCGGAGCUUCUUGUCCCUGAUUCAGACUUUGAGGAAAGCGAAAAAACAAGAGAUACUGCAAGUCCUGCGAAGUGCAAAAAGCAGCUUACUCCCACAGUUGGUUGACGCUGUGACUUCUGCUCAGACUUCAGCUUCACUGAAGGCUAUGCUGGAGUUCCUGGACUUUGGGAAUGCGAGCACCGUCAUCUUACAGGAACGCUUUCUGUAUGCUUGUGGUUUUGCCUCUCACCCCAAUGAAGAAAUGCUUAAAGCAUUAAUGGGUAAACUGAAUGGAAAAAUUGAGAGCAAUGAUAUCCAGGAAACUGUUGUUAUUAUCAUGGGAGCAUUGAUUAGAAAACUCUGCCAGAAGAAACUCUGUGAACUACCGACAGUAAUUGAGGCAAAGAAACUGAUUCUCGAAGGUCUGGAAAACACAGAGAAGGAGUCUGAGAUUAUGAUGUACAUCCUUUCCUUGAAAAAUGCCCUGCUCCCCGAAGCAAUCCCACUGUUACUGAAGCAGGCAGAGUCUGGCUCCGGACCCAUCAGCAACAUUGCAGUCAACACCAUUCAGAAAUACGAUAGCCAGCACAUUACAGAAAAGGUGAAAAAGGUGAUGAACAGAAUCUACCACCAGAACCUCCGAGUGUACGAGAAGACUGUGCGAACGUCUGCCGCCAAUGUCAUCUUUAACAACAAGCCCUCCUACAUGGAAGUGAAGAACAUUCUGCUCUCUCUCGGGGAGCUGCCUCCUGAGAUGAAUAAGUACCUCCUCUCCAAAGUACAGGAUAUCUUGCGGUUUGAGCUUCCUGCCAGUGAAAUAAUGCGGCAGGUGCUGAAGGAAUCUGUCACCCACAACUAUGACCGUUUCGCCAAGAUCGGAUCCUCGUCUGCCUACUCUGGACACAUGAAACGGGGCAUCGACUCAGCAUCAACUUACAGCCUGGACAUCUUGUAUUCAGGCUCUGGCAUCCUGAGAAAGAGCAACAUGGAUAUAUUUAUAUUGAGCCAGGAAAAGCAGAUGCAUGCAACUCAGGUUGUUAUUGAGGCACAGGGCCUGGAGUCUUUAAUAGCUGCGACACCUGAUGAGGGUGAAGAGGAGCUGGAGUCCUUGGCUCGGAUGUCUGCUGUGCUGUUUGACGUGCAGCUCAGGCCAGUCACCUUCUUCCAUGGUUACAGUGAUUUGAUGGCGAAGAUGUUCACAGCAACCGGAGAACCAAUAAACGUUGUCAAAGGCCUUAUUCUUCUGGUGGAUCAUUCGCAGGUUUUACGUUUAGCAUCUGGCCUACUAGCAGAUGUGGAAUUUCAAGGAGGUUUAGCCAUUGACAUCUCAGGUGGAAUGGAUUUCAGCCUGUGGUACAGAGAGUCCAAAACCACUGUGGCAAACAGAGGUGCGAUGGUUGUAGUUGGUAACGUUAUGGUGGAUUCACUGUCUGUGAAGACGGGAAUAGAGACCAGUGUGGAAACAGAGGCCCAGCUUGAUUUCGUCUCAACUGUGAAAUUUUCAGAAUAUCCAUUUUUAGUCUGCAUGCAGAUGACCAAGGAUCAGUUUCCAUACAGACAAUUUGUGACCAAAUAUGAAAGGCUAUCAUCAGGGAAAGCAUAUGUCUCUCGGAAAGGAAAGAAAAUCCUGAUUCCUGGAUCAGAAUUCCCUCUUCAUCAAGAAAACUCUAACAUGUGUAAAAGAGUGUUUGCAGGACAGUCAGAAACGGAAACAUAUGACUGGUUCUGAGAUCAAGGCUUUCACUGAUGACGGAUACUGCAGGAAAACAAGAGUUAAAAAAAAAAGUUGUAAAAAUGAUCGAACAAUCAAGAAAACUCACAAGCUUCUUGCUAAUUAAAGGGGACGUGUAUUUGAAUUG
Messenger RNA from Callorhinchus milii (elephant shark), 2928 nucleotides. RefSeq names its product microsomal triglyceride transfer protein large subunit-like. Lineage: Eukaryota; Metazoa; Chordata; Chondrichthyes; Chimaeriformes; Callorhinchidae. Gene Ontology annotation, biological process: lipoprotein metabolic process; lipid transport; cholesterol homeostasis. Gene Ontology annotation, molecular function: lipid binding. Gene Ontology annotation, cellular component: Golgi apparatus; endoplasmic reticulum; basolateral plasma membrane. The coding region runs from base 111 to 2798 and encodes 895 amino acids. The transcript is spliced from 18 exons. The record is from RefSeq and is a predicted model, not a curated record.